CUCAAUUCUCACAACUCCCAAGCUUUUCAAACUUGACAAAUUUCACUAAAAGACUUUACACAUAUCAAAAUGUCCAACUACGAAGAGAUUUCGCGCCGCGCUGAGGCUGAUCUCAACACAUACCAGGCCAAGACUGGCAAUGCUCGUCGACAGGCUGAUGAUGACGCUGGUGUCAACUCUUAUGUGGAAAAGAAAUUUGAUUCAGCCAAUGUCACUUAUGGAGAUGACUUGAGCACAAACAGAGGCUACAACAAACGUAUUCCUCCUGGUGAGGGAGGAGAUGUUGAUGCUCGUGGAAGACAAGCUACCGGAAAUCAGUAUGAAGGUCAAGGAGGACCUGGUGACAAGAUUUCCGAGUCAUAUCGCCAACAGGGCGGCCAAAACGACGCCGAUGUUGUAGGCGCGAAUACCGAACGGAACGUGGGAAACAGCGGUGACAUUGCCGCUCAGGGCCAAGCUGCAUCCAGGGCAAACGUAGGAAGAAAUCCGCCGGGGGUUGGAGGAUCAAAGUACAAGGGAAGCGAUUAUUAUACGCCUGAGAGUGUGACGGAUAGCAUCUCUGCAGAGGGCUGGAUUGCGCCUGAGAGUGUGACGCAGGCGAGUCGGGAGACGGAAGGAUACACGUCGAGAAUCCACGAAGACGAAUAGGUAGUUUAUGUGUCUGCUGAGAGGCAAAAAUUGUAAGUUAGGAAUAAGAUGGUAUAAUAGUUUGUGAUUUUAAGGUAAGAAAUGGAUGGCACAUGUGAUAGGCCUUUCAUGUGCUUCUAAGAGAAGUGGCUGCGUCAUAGCGCUCUAGCACUCCUUAUCGC
Trichoderma harzianum CBS 226.95 is the source of this 809-nucleotide messenger RNA. RefSeq lists its product as hypothetical. The transcript has 2 exons. The coding region runs from base 70 to 648 and encodes 192 amino acids. The record is from RefSeq and is a predicted model, not a curated record. Lineage: Eukaryota; Fungi; Ascomycota; Sordariomycetes; Hypocreales; Hypocreaceae.